AUGAAUAUAUCAUCAAAUGCUGGACGUGUAACAAAUAUCGAAUGUAUAUUUUAUCGUGGCAUUGGUUUUGCUUUACUUAUUGCUUCAUUAAUUAAUUUAUAUGUUACUUUUCGUUAUUUUAUAAAACGAUAUUAUCAUCGAGAACAUCAUGUUGUUUCAAAUCGAUUAUCACCGAUUAUGAUUGGCAUGUUAAUUAGUUCUGUAGUAAUCAUUUUUUUUGCAAUACCGGUAGCUAUUAUUCAAUGUUUUACUUGCCGAGAUUAUUCAUCGCAUCAAAUUCUUUGUAAACUACAUGGUUUUAUAUGUUUUACUACGGGACUUUUUAAUAUGUAUAUGAUAGCACUUCUAUCAUUUCUUCGAUAUUUUAGUAUUUUACAUAAAUCAAAUUGGUUUAAUAGAUUCUUAGAAAAUCAUCGUAAUUUAAAUACAUUAUUAUGUGCAUUAUUAUCUAUUUGUUGGUCAUUACCACCUUUAUUAGAUAUUGGAAGUAGAUAUGUGCCGGAAGGUACUGGUUUUUAUUGUAGUUUAGAAUGGAAUGAUCCAUCAAUUCAAUCACGUAUUUAUGUCCUAUCUGUUAUUUUUUUCAAUUAUAUCAUACCAUUUUUUCUUAUUAUCUUUACAAAUCUUCGUGUUUGGUAUACACUUCGAUGUUUAUUAAAAUCAUGUUAUAAUAGUUAUAAUUAUAGAUCAUUACCAGUAAAUUCUUGUAUUAUAAAAGCUAAUAUUAUUUCAUCAUCGUAUAUAAUCGAUAAUAAAAUAUUAAAUAUUGAAUUGGGAAAAGCUUUAAUUGAUGCUCAAUUAAAAGAAACAACAAAUCGGUUACAACGAUUACAAAUUGAUCGACGUUAUGCUUAUAUGACAGUUAUGAUGGCAGCUCAAUAUUUUCUUGUAUGGACCCCAUAUGCAUGUGUCUCAGCAUUAGAACUUAUUGGUCAAACAACAUUUAUUCGACAAUAUCCGUUUUUGCCAACUUUUUUUGCAUUAUUUGCUAAGUUAUCGAUUAUUUUGAAUCCAAUAAUUUUAAUUUAUACAAGUAAAAUGGUACAUUCAUAA
Messenger RNA from Adineta steineri, 1053 nucleotides. The record is from the annotation of a GenBank genome assembly. Lineage: Eukaryota; Metazoa; Rotifera; Eurotatoria; Adinetida; Adinetidae.